UUUUCUCUGGUGACUAGCUCGCAUCAAUAGAUCUUCUAAUGUACACCCAGUCAGCCAGCAGCUUCGCGACUGAUGGGACUUCACCGUGCUCAUUCAUUUCAUUAUUGUUACCCCGGCAUGAGGAGAAUGGAGAAAAGGACCGUGCAGCAUGAGGAAUGUCACACGUGACCGUCGAUGUGGGACAUUGGACUUGGAAGCGGGUUGGUGUCAAAGUGAAACACGUGUGUUGGGGACGUCCAGUCCGCAGCUACUGAUGCACCCGGAUGAAGUUCGACGAAACAUGGCUUCCACUCCACCGCACAAUUUCUCCUGGGUCGAUGCAGACAAAGUGGCCGGACUGGCGCUGCCCAGGAGGACCUCCGAUUACCAGUACCUGCUGGACAGCGGCAUCAAACACCUGGUGUGUCUCUGCGAGAGGACGCCGCCGGGCUACGACUCGUGCCCGCAGUUACAGCUGCACCACAUCGACAUAGUGGACUUCAGCCCUCCGUCACCUGCUCAGAUCGAUCGAUUCCUUUCCAUCGUGGAAGAGGCCAACUCCAAGGGAGAGGGUGUGGGAGUCCACUGCAUGCACGGGCACGGGAGGACAGGGACCAUGCUGGCCUGCUACCUGGUGAAGACCAGAAAGAUAUCGGGGAUGGAUGCCAUCAGCGAGAUCCGCCGUCUGCGGGAAGGCUCCAUCGAAACCAGCGAGCAAGAGAAAGCUGUGCUGCUUUUUUAUCAGCGCAAUUUUUGCAAUUAACAAGUGGAACGACUUAAUUUCUAAAUAAACCAUUUGUUAUCCAUGAUACAUAAGCAUUUAAUUAAUGUUUAAACUGGUGACAAAACAUUUAAAUUGACAGGAAAAUAAUAUUGAACCCAGUAUUGACGUCACACUCCGGAGGCCCGUGGGACAUUUGACAAACAUUUGUUCAGUAAAUGCAUCAUCAUACUGUCUUUUUGCUUGGUACACGAUUACUUUUGUUUAUAUAGACAUGCUCCGUCCCAGCUUAACAAAUCUGUAAACACAUCUUGCACAUUCAUUCAUGCACUGGAGGCCGGAGAGAAGAGACGCUGGCGCUCCUUGAAUGUGAGCUUUUCAGGAGCUGACGCCCUCCUGGUUUUCUCCUGCGGCUUUCUGUAAAUGAACAAUAAUAUCAGCCCGAACACCAGUUGGUUUCAAAGCUGCUUGUUCUGACUGAAUUUCAAUUAGACUCACUUGUCUGAUGGCAUGUUGUUGGAGUCUUGACUAUGUCCGCUCUGUCUUUGAUCUGCCAAAUCAUGGAAAUAUUGUACUGAACAAUAAAACAAGAAGUCGGAUGAGC
Messenger RNA from Pungitius pungitius (ninespine stickleback), 1304 nucleotides. RefSeq names its product dual specificity phosphatase 23b (gene dusp23b). Gene Ontology annotation, molecular function: protein tyrosine/serine/threonine phosphatase activity; protein tyrosine phosphatase activity. The record is from RefSeq and is a predicted model, not a curated record. The transcript is spliced from 3 exons. The coding region runs from base 149 to 742 and encodes 197 amino acids. Gene Ontology annotation, biological process: protein dephosphorylation. Gene Ontology annotation, cellular component: cytoplasm. NCBI's taxonomy places the organism in Eukaryota, Metazoa, Chordata, Actinopteri, Perciformes, Gasterosteidae.